UUUCUUCAAAAAGGAGAAGAUCUUGCAAAUAUCAAAGGGAAGCAAAGAGGUUUCAAGAAUAAUUAAAGCCAGUCAAACUUUUGACUGUUGAUUUUUGUGUAAUCAAGAUCAAUGGCCGAUAGAAACGCUAGAAUUGAUGCUCAGCUGAGGAAUUUAGUCCGAGUGACUACGAAUUUAGCUAGAAGAGGUCCUUCGAAGAAGAAGUCUGUUGAUUGGUUUAAGAGGGUUAGUGAUAGUAAACCGCCUUCUUAUGAUGGGAAGGGUGAUCCUGUUAAGCUUGAGAACUGGGUUAGGGAUUUCGAGAAGCUAUUCGAUGCUAUCCAAUGUCCAGAUAAUAGGAAAGUAGCUAUAGCUGCAUAUUACCUCAAGGAGGAAGCUGACUUUUGGUGGUCGCAGCAUAAGGAGACGUUAAUGGCAAGGCCUGACUUUGAUUGGAAGGCUUUCGGAGUAGCUAUGAAGGAGAAAUUUUAUCCCAAUUUCUUGAGGAGGCAAAAGGCCACUGAGUUUGAUGAGUUGAAGCAAGGUGACAUGACUGUGGAGCAGUACUAUGAGAAUUUGUAGGAUUGAUGAAGUUUGCUCCCGAGUUAGUACCUACUGAGGAAAGAAAGGCAAUUAGGUUCGAGACUGGACUUAGUCUUGAGGUGAAGCUUGGGCUAGGAGGUUCAACUUUCAGGACCUUAGAGGAAGUGUAUGAUAGAGCUGCUCAUUUAGGUUCCUAUUUGAAACAAGCUGGAGCUGAGAGCUCGAACAAUAAGAGGAAGGAGAAUCCUAGUCAUAAUUUCCAGAGGAACGACAAGAAGUUCAAGCCUCAAAAUAACUUUCAUCAAGGAGGACAAUCUAGUGGCCAAAGGAAUGGAGGCCAGUAUCAGCCACAGAAGGGUGGAAAUGGUUCUAAUAAGGGAAAGAAAGGAGACGAACGCGUGUAUUUCUGCAAGAGGUGCCCAUACAAUCAUCCUGGAAAGGAUUGUGAAGGAAAGUUGGUGGAGUGUAACUACUGUCACAAAUUGGGUCACCGAGAGUAUGAGUGCUUCUCCAAGAACCCUGAGUUGAAGACUGAUAAAGGCAAGAACGGAAACCAGUUUGGUCAGGGCAAUCGAAACCAUUCAGGAGGCAACAAUUAUCAAGGUGGGAACAAGCAAAAUGGGAACAACAAGACGGUUUCGAGUGGAGCUGGUCCUAGUGUGCCUGCAGUGGCAAGGUUGAAUGUCAUAAGUGCUAGAGAAGCUGAGACGUCUAAGGACGUAGUUAUGGGUAAUGUUUCUAUUAAUUCCACUUUUGUUAAAGCUUUAUUUGAUUCAGGAGCCGAACGUUCGUUUGUUUCAAAGUUAGUUGUUUCAAAAUAUGGCUUAGGAAACCCUAGGAAUGUUGAAAUUCCUAUUAUGUUACCAUCUGGGGAAGUAGUAACUUGCUCAAGAGUAUAUGAAAACGUCCUUGUGAGAAUUGGGGAGGUAGACUUUGAAACCAACCUCAUAGAUUUCCAUUGGAAGACUUGGAGAUUAUUUUAGGAAUGGAUUGGCUUAAGGAGUAUAAAGCCGAGAUUCUUUGUGGAGAACAAAAAGUGAGAUUGAGGAAUAAGAAUGGGAAAAAGGUGACUUUCAAGACUAAACCACAAGAAGGUAGAAUUAAGAUCAUUUCAGCCCUAAGUUUGGUAAGGCAAGUGCAGAAGGGAGCUCCGUUAUUCUUGUGUAAUGUGCAGAGGUUGGAAGAAGAGAAGCUUAAGAUAGAGCAUGUGAAGGUGGUGAAUGAGUUUCCAGACGUAUUUCCGGAAGAUAUACCGGGAAUGCCACCUCAGAGGGAGUUAGAAUUCACCAUAGACUUAGUUCCUGGA
Messenger RNA from Beta vulgaris subsp. vulgaris (sugar beet), 1828 nucleotides. RefSeq lists its product as uncharacterized. Bases 567 to 1505 code for a protein of 312 amino acids. Gene Ontology annotation, molecular function: aspartic-type endopeptidase activity. The record is from RefSeq and is a predicted model, not a curated record. Lineage: Eukaryota; Viridiplantae; Streptophyta; Magnoliopsida; Caryophyllales; Amaranthaceae. The transcript has 4 exons. Gene Ontology annotation, biological process: proteolysis.